Messenger RNA from Sphaerulina musiva SO2202, 1019 nucleotides. Its product is annotated as acetyltransferase. The transcript has a single exon. The coding region runs from base 106 to 594 and encodes 162 amino acids. The record is from RefSeq and is a predicted model, not a curated record. NCBI's taxonomy places the organism in Eukaryota, Fungi, Ascomycota, Dothideomycetes, Mycosphaerellales, Mycosphaerellaceae. Gene Ontology annotation, molecular function: acyltransferase activity, transferring groups other than amino-acyl groups.
UCCGCACCACGAUAUUCUCCAGAAAGCACACCAUCACUUCCUCCAUGAUCUGAUACUUGCCAGCUGCAUUUACGGAGCCAGAUCGAGUACUGUUUUGCGGCAAUAAUGAUGGCCAGCGUCACAAUCACGCCAAUCGCGUCUAGUGAUGACCUGGCAGCAGCAACCGUGCUCUUCAGAAAAUAUGCCGAAUCCUUGGGCAUCGACCUGCAUUUCCAAGACUUCGGCACUGAAUUGAGAUCUAUGCCGGGAAAAUAUGCGCCGCCUGACGGAGCUCUGUUCCUGGCGCGCAACCAAGAGGGCGAAGCCAUCGGCUGCGUCGGUCUACGCCCUCUGUCCAGUACUGAUGGCCUCUCGGAGAUGAAGCGGCUUUACGUCGAACCACAAGGACGCGGUCUGGGUGUUGGCAAAUUGCUAGCUGAGAGUGUUAUCAAAGAAGCUACCAGGCUGAGGUACAGUGCCAUUGUGCUUGAUACACUGGAGUCCAUGGUAUCUGCGAGAGCACUGUACCAGUCUCUAGGGUUUGUCGAAACAGAAGCGUAUUAUGACACACCAUUGAAAAAAGAUACACGUUUCCUGAAAUUGGUGCUUCGCUGAAGAGCUCUUUACGCCGACGCUCGGUAUCUGCUUUUGCGACAUCGGUACAGCUCCAAAAAUGCGGAGCAAUUGGACUGUGAAUGUGGUGGUCUGACCUUCGCUCUCGCUCUCUUCCAUCAAGCCACAUCACGUCCUCACAUUGUUCUCGGAAGCACAAACAUCAAGAGAUACCAGCAAGCAACCAUGCAAGUCGCACGCGCAGGACGCAAAGAGGAUACGUCCUCUCGCAAACCCACCGAGACCUUCACUGGAGACGUGCUCAUGGAUCCGAUUUUCAGCGCAUCGGAUUGUCUGGCCAACAACGUCUGCUUCUCACCAGGCGCUCGAACUUUCUGGCACACGCACGAAAGAGGCCAGGUGCUCACCGUCACGAUGGGUACCGGGCUCAUCUGCUCCAAGGGCCAAGCACCCCGGAAGUUGCAAGU